UAUAACCGGUUCAAAAGAAGUGAAUCUCUAUUUAUUUCUUAAUACAUUAAUGAAGGAUAGGUUUGUACUGACUGUUCACUGCUUUCAGCAAUGAAAAACGCCAUUAUUUGAGUGUUAUUUUUAAAUUCCCACAGUAAUGAUGAUCAAUUUACUUUAUGUCAAUAUUGCAAUAAAUAUAAAUCAUUGCAUUAGCGAUGAAUGUUAUCUUGCAUCGCAAUAUUUGUGCAAAGAUGAAGUAAUUGUGGCGAUGUGUAAUUAUAGACUUUUCAAGAAUAUUGUAGUUUCCCUGCUCAAACCUGAAAGAUGACUAGUACUAAGAAUGUAACUGGCAAUAUUAUCAAAAAGAAGAAUUUAGACGCAAACAUUCAGAAAUUGAUACAUGAGGCUGUCGAAGCAAGGACUUUCGCAUACUGCCCAUAUAGCAAAUUCAAAGUAGGGGCGAGUGUUCUCUGCGAAGACGGCACACUUUACACAGGGUGCAAUAUAGAAAAUGCCUGUUACAAUGUGGGAAUAUGCGCAGAAAGAUGUGCUUACUCUAAAGCGCUGAGCGAAGGAAAGACCAAGUACCAGGCCGUUGUUGUUGUUGCCCAACAGGAAGACCGCUUCACGCCACCCUGUGGAGCUUGUCGACAGUUUAUGAGCGAGUUUGGGAAUGUUGAUGUUUAUAUUACAAAACCUGGGUAUGAAGAUGUUUUGGUAACCUCGUUGAACGAAUUGUUACCUUUCCAGUUCGAGUUUACCAAUAACCAGGGUUAGAUAAUAUCAUGAUAUUUAUAUUUGAGUUUACUUUGAGUCUUACCUUUACAUUUUUAGUAUUUACCUACUUCAAUUUUAAAGCAGCUUAUCAAUAUAUAUAUUAUAUUUGAUGCUUGAACUAAUAAAAAAGAGGUAGUACUAUCAAAAUAUCAGAUAUAUAUUGAUAUAGAUAUCCAAAUAUUGAUGUUUGUGUUGGAUUGUCAAUAUUAUGUUUUUCACUAUUUCCAGUGAAAGGAAUGAAAUAUAUUGUUCAUUGGUGGGACGGUAGCCUGGUGGUUUGACGUGGGUAGUUUGUUCUACUCAUUCAAUCGAUCGCUGUGCCAACCGGUGGUUUGAACCGCAAGGCCGGACAAUUGAUUUUUACUUCCUAUUGUCCAACCCAUGUUAGGUAUCACACGUUUAAAGGUAAGACCUCGUAAGUUCUUGUCUCGCAGUAGUUUCAACUUUUGAGAGUUGUCGUUCAUAGGAGAGCUGGUUAACAGAAAAACAGAUUUCAACAGAUGGUAGAACUUGUCUAAUUAACAAGAACAAAAAAAAUUUUUUGGUUACCUCCAGACAUUUUUUGCUAUCUUUAAUGAAUAAAAAGAAACAUAUUGUUCAUUGAUCUAGUAGGGAAAUUGAAUAAUAUAAAUCAUUUCAACACAAUAGACAUUAUAAUACUAUAAUAUUACAAAAACAAAACAUAAUCCUCAACACUUGUCUAACUAACAAGAACAAGACAAAAAAAACUUAUUUUUGAAAACUAAUCGAUGGUGCAUCACCAGAACUACAUAAACUGAAAGUCACUGGUACAGGUAUUACCUCCCAGAUUCAUUCUGAAUUGGCUCCUUGGGUUUCGGCCCCUUGAUUUGAUUAAAAAAAACAAGCAUAGCAGUUUCUUGGCAUCCAAAUCUAUUUCAAAGCUUGAACAGAACUGAUCUAAACGAUGAAAAAUAUGUUUCCAACAUCAAACCAAACGGCAUUGUUUCUCAUAAAUAUUCACCUUACAUUCAGUAAAUAGUCCCCCUCUCUUAACUUUUCAAUGAAACGAGAUAUCAAAGUCAGGCAGAAUUUACG
This is a messenger RNA of Leptinotarsa decemlineata (Colorado potato beetle), 1812 nucleotides long. Its product is annotated as cytidine deaminase. NCBI's taxonomy places the organism in Eukaryota, Metazoa, Arthropoda, Insecta, Coleoptera, Chrysomelidae. Gene Ontology annotation, molecular function: cytidine deaminase activity; zinc ion binding. The record is from RefSeq and is a predicted model, not a curated record. Gene Ontology annotation, cellular component: cytosol.